Phalacrocorax carbo (great cormorant) is the source of this 871-nucleotide messenger RNA. The record is from RefSeq and is a predicted model, not a curated record. Lineage: Eukaryota; Metazoa; Chordata; Aves; Suliformes; Phalacrocoracidae.
CGGGGUUGGGCUUGGAAGCCGAACGGGCGGCGAACAAAGGCAGCCCCGGCCCGGCGCGCCGCCUCUGCGCCAGUCAGGCAGGCAGCCGGGAAGAAAUGAAGGGUCGCCGGUGCCGUCCCGCUUCUCCUGUGGCUGCUAACGCUUUGUGCUUUUGAGCGCUUGUAAUCGUUGAUAAGAGCGGGGACAGAACAGGUGUCCAGAGCCGUGGAUGACCCGGAAGGUGUACAGCCCCUCUCGGUAAACCAUGGCGUAUCAGCUGUAUAGAAACACCACGCUGGGGAACAGCCUUCAGGAGAGUCUGGAUGAGCUCAUACAGUCACAGCAGAUCACGCCUCAGCUGGCCCUUCAGGUGCUACUUCAGUUUGAUAAAGCUAUAAAUUCGGCACUGGCACAACGAGUCAGGAACAGAGUCAAUUUCAGAGGGUCUCUGAAUACAUACAGGUUCUGUGACAACGUAUGGACAUUUGUACUGAAUGAUGUUGAAUUUAGGGAGGUCACUGAACUUGUGAAAGUGGAUAAAGUGAAAAUUGUAGCAUGUGAUGGAAAAAACACUGGUUCCAAUACUGCAGAAUGAAUAGAACUGUGGUUUGUCUGCAAUAUUUUCUCUUAAUAUGCAGCACUUUCUGGAGAGAAACAUGGAAAGGAACUGUGUUCAUACACAAUUCUUGUGAUGCAGAUGUGAGUUAAUCUAUACUAGAAAGCAUCACAGAUGACAGUGGAAGAAAUACCUGUAGCAUUUCUUCAGUUCACCUUAUAGGGCAUGAAUACAAUGUUACUUUUUUGUUUUGUUUUGGUUUUUUAAAAUUACAACAGAUACUGUUGCCUUUUUUGUUCAAAAUAAUUUCUGUAAUAAACUUUAUUUAAAAACUUG